AUGGCUUCUCCAAUUCCUCGCGGUCUCCGCCAGGUUCUCCAAAAGUCCCCCAAUGACAUUGUCAUUCUCUCCUCCCUACGAACCCCCGUCACCCGCGCCAAGAAGGGUGGUUUCAAGGACGCCUACCCCGAGGAGCUGCUCGCCAGCGUGCUCCAAGCUACAUUGAAGGCCAACCCCAACCUGGAUCCCGCUCAGAUCGACGAUGUCCUCAUCGGUUCCGUUCUCCAGGAACUUGGAGGCGCCAAAGCUGGUCGCAUGGGCCAAAUCCACGCUGGAUUCCCUCACUCCGUCCCCUUCAACACCAUCAACCGUCAAUGCUCGUCCGGUCUCGCAGCCAUCACCACUGUCGCCAACGGUAUCCGCGCAGGCGCUAUUAACGUCGGUGUCGGUGGUGGUAUGGAGUCCAUGACUCGCAACUACGGCUCCCGUGCCAUCCCCACAGUCCUCUGGCCCGAGCUGAAGGAGUCUUACUCCAAGGACGCGCGUGACUGCAUCAUGCCCAUGGGUAUUACUUCUGAGAAUGUUGCUUCCCGCUACGGUGUCUCUCGUGCCGACCAAGAUGCUUUCGCCGUUGAGUCUCACGCCAAGGCUUCUGCCGCUCAGAAGGCCGGCCGCUUCGACUCUGAGAUCAUCUCUGUCAACACCAAGACCCUCGACCCCGAGAACCCCGAUGCCCCCGCCAAGGAUGUCACCGUCUCCAAGGAUGACGGUAUCCGCCACGGUCUGACCCUCGAGAAGGUCGGAGCUCUCAAGCCCGCUUUCUCCGCUGACGGUGCCAGUACCGCCGGUAACAGCUCCCAGGUCAGCGACGGUGCCGCUGCCGCUCUGCUGAUGCGUCGUUCCACAGCCGAGGAGCUCGGUUUGUCCGGCUCUAUCAAGGCCCGCUGGGUCGCGUCCGCCGUCGCAGGCUGCGCCCCCGACGAGAUGGGCGUUGGUCCUGCUGUCGCUAUCCCCAAGCUUCUGCAGGCUGUUGACGUCAAGGUUCCUGAGGUUGGUGUCUGGGAGAUCAACGAGGCUUUCGCUUCUCAGGCUCUCUACAGCAUCCGCAAGCUUGGUAUCGACCAGGCCAAGGUCAACCCUAACGGUGGUGCUAUCGCUAUUGGUCACCCUCUCGGUGCCACUGGUGCCCGUCAACUGGCUACCUUGCUUCCCGAGAUGGAGCGCACUGGCCAGGAGGUCGGUGUCAUCAGCAUGUGUAUUGGUACCGGUAUGGGUAUGGCUGGUAUGUUUGUUCGGGAGUAA
Penicillium brevicompactum is the source of this 1242-nucleotide messenger RNA. RefSeq lists its product as uncharacterized. Bases 1 to 1242 code for a protein of 413 amino acids. The record is from RefSeq and is a predicted model, not a curated record. NCBI's taxonomy places the organism in Eukaryota, Fungi, Ascomycota, Eurotiomycetes, Eurotiales, Aspergillaceae. Gene Ontology annotation, molecular function: acetyl-CoA C-acyltransferase activity. Gene Ontology annotation, biological process: phenylacetate catabolic process; fatty acid beta-oxidation. Gene Ontology annotation, cellular component: peroxisome. The transcript has a single exon.